Messenger RNA from Zingiber officinale, 1674 nucleotides. RefSeq names its product flocculation protein FLO11-like. NCBI's taxonomy places the organism in Eukaryota, Viridiplantae, Streptophyta, Magnoliopsida, Zingiberales, Zingiberaceae. The transcript is spliced from 2 exons. Gene Ontology annotation, molecular function: protein binding. The record is from RefSeq and is a predicted model, not a curated record. The coding region runs from base 88 to 1503 and encodes 471 amino acids.
UGAUCUCGAACCUUCCCUUCUUCUCGUCUUUCUUUUCCCUUUUCCAUCUCCGUUGAGAUACCUCCGAUUCUCGCCGGCGUCGCCACCAUGAACUCAUCUGGCAGCAGCUCCAACCGCGGCGCCCGAUCAUCGGCCUCCGGCGCCUCCUUCGACUCCUACCAGUUCGACUUCGGCAUCGCUGGAUCCGGCCGCGGCUCCGCCUCCCGCCCCCUUAAAGACCAGAAGCCCACCGCUUCCUACGGUGCGCCGUCCCCCGCGCCGGCGCCUUCUUGGUCGCACCAGCCCUCUCGGCCCUCGUGGACGCCUGCCGCGGCGCCCUCAGCCACCAGAUCUGGCAAUCUCAACGGCCCCGCUUCCAUGGUCGGCGAUAUCUUUGGUAAGAGUUGGGGGUCUACGACGCCGGCUGCUGGGAUCGGGAUCCCCAAGUCGGACUCUAAUCUUUUUGGCGAUCUCGUUGGAUCCGCCCUCGGCCAGGGUCGUGGCGGAUCUGGAAAUGUUCCUUUGAAGUCAGCGCCGCCGAAGAAUGCCUUCGGAAUGGGUAAUUUGUCUGAUUCACUCCCCAGACCGACUGCUAACGCCACAUCUGCGGCAAGUAGUGCCCCGAUAAGGCCCAACGGCUGGGGAUCUGCCGAUCAAGUUGGAAAUCUCUCCUCUUUUAGCCAGCCUGGUCCAAAGAUUGGUGCUCCAAUGAGUACUGGUGGGCAGCCGAUGAAAUCAAUGGGGGGAAUGCCUAAACCAGAUCCUUUUGGUUCAUUGGGCGGCUUUGGAUCAAACUCCUUUGUGAAAUCACCAGCCCAAUCGGUGAACUCUUCCGGUAUGAACAGCGGCGACUUCUCUUUUGGUGCAUUUCAGAAUGCCAAUUCAACAAAGAUAGGUAACAGUGGAAAUAGCAGUGGUAGUUUUUCAUCUCCCCUGCAACCACCACCACUGAAUCCCCCUAAGGAUAGCAUGGAUCCAUUGGAUUCAUUCUUUUCUUCAUCUGCAGCAAGUGCCCCAGCUUCUGAGGCACCUGUAAGUCAGCAAUUCUCCGAGAUGACUGAUUGGGACAUGGGUUCUGAAUUCGGGGGUCAUGACAAUGGUGGACCGACAACAGAGCUUGAAGGGCUGCCACCACCACCCUCAGGUGUCACUGCUCCUGCUGCAAAGUCCAAAGGACAGGAUAAUUACAAACAGGGGCAGUAUGCCGACGCGAUUAAGUGGCUUUCAUGGGCCGUCGUGCUUUCGGAGAAGUCUGGGGAUAACAAUUCAAUGGCGGAGGUGUUGUCUUGCAGAGCUUCAUGCUACAAAGAAGUCGGCGAGUAUAAGAAGGCGGUGGCUGAUUGCUCAAAGGUCUUGGAGAAAGAUUCUGAAAACAUCUCAAUGCUAGUGCAACGCGCACUUUUAUACGAGAGCAUGGAAAAAUACAAGCUUGGUGCUGAGGACUUGAGGAUGGUUCUGAAAAUUGAUCCUGGUAACAGGGUUGCAAGAAGCACAAUCCAUCGCCUGAAUAAAUUUGCUGAAUAGGGAUCCAGAUGGACCUUUGCCCCCCUGCUUCUUUCAUACUGUGAGACUUAUAAAGUUGUAAAAUUUUCUUCUUUGUGUUUCUAUCAGUGACAUGGUUUUGGAAUAAUUGCCUCUGAUCCUUGCAAAUGGUGUUAUGGUAUACAACCAAUUUGAAAUUUGAAACAUUCUGCA